Gracilinanus agilis (Agile Gracile Mouse Opossum) is the source of this 1760-nucleotide messenger RNA. It is a transcript of the gene STK11, whose product is annotated as serine/threonine kinase 11. Lineage: Eukaryota; Metazoa; Chordata; Mammalia; Didelphimorphia; Didelphidae. Gene Ontology annotation, cellular component: nucleus; cytoplasm. The coding region runs from base 516 to 1760 and encodes 414 amino acids. The record is from RefSeq and is a predicted model, not a curated record. Gene Ontology annotation, molecular function: protein kinase activator activity; protein serine/threonine kinase activity; ATP binding. Gene Ontology annotation, biological process: positive regulation of vesicle transport along microtubule; glucose homeostasis; DNA damage response. The transcript is spliced from 9 exons.
CCAGUUUAUUUUCAAAGGGGGUCAAGUUUGGGAUUCAAGGUGCAAAAGUCCUGUGAGCAAGAUCUGACUGCUGAUCCCAGUUUGUAUUUGGGAGCCAUGACACAAUGGUAAUGGAAAGUCCUGAAAAGACUUCACUUUCCUUCUGUAUUUGUCCAAGGGUCUAAAGUCCUAGAGGAUGACCUAGCACUUAAGAACCCAUCCUGGGCCUUUUUAGGGCCAACAGUGAGUAAGGAGACCUGGCUGAGCCAAAGCAGUGAGACCAGGUCAAAAACAAGCCAGGUGCCUGUUCAGAAGUUCUUGACAUUUUUGCUGAGAGCCAGGCAUUUGGGGUGCAUUAGACCCUUAUCAGGGACUACUGAAUUACGUUAGUACAAUCUUUGGAAGAGUUGGGGGUUUUUCUGUUUUUGUUUUGUUUUGUUUUUCUGAGAAGAAAAGUUGGGAAAACCAAGAACUCAAGAUUGACUUAAUAGAUCCUGGUGUGUCUAAGGAAACCUGAUUAAGGAGUUUAAUCCAGGAUGGAUUUGGCAGAACCACAGCAGUUGGGCAUGUUUACAGAAAGUGAACUUAUGUCUGUGGGUAUGGACACAUUUAUCCAUCGAAUAGACUCUACUGAGGUCAUCUACCAGCCAAGACGCAAAAGGGCCAAACUCAUUGGCAAAUACCUGAUGGGAGAUUUGCUGGGAGAAGGAUCUUAUGGGAAAGUGAAGGAGAUGUUGGACUCUGAAACCCUUUGCCGGAGAGCUGUGAAAAUCCUCAAAAAGAAGAAGUUGCGUAGAAUCCCCAAUGGGGAGGCGAAUGUUAAAAAGGAAAUUCAGCUACUGAGGAGGUUACGACACAAAAACGUCAUACAGCUGGUGGAUGUAUUGUAUAACGAAGAGAAGCAGAAAAUGUAUAUGGUGAUGGAGUACUGUGUGUGUGGGAUGCAGGAGAUGCUGGACAGCGUUCCAGAGAAAAGAUUUCCAGUCUUUCAGGCUCACGGGUACUUUUGCCAGCUUAUAGAUGGGUUAGAAUAUUUGCAUAGCCAAGGAAUUGUCCACAAGGAUAUAAAACCAGGGAACCUACUGCUUACAACCAAUGGGACGCUAAAAAUAUCUGACUUAGGAGUAGCAGAGGCAUUGCAUCCUUUUGCAGAAGAUGAUACGUGCAGAACGAGCCAAGGGUCACCAGCAUUCCAGCCACCAGAAAUAGCCAAUGGCUUAGACACCUUUUCAGGCUUUAAAGUGGACAUUUGGUCAGCUGGGGUCACACUAUACAACAUUACAACAGGUCUUUACCCCUUCGAAGGGGACAACAUCUAUAAAUUAUUUGAAAACAUCGGUAAAGGGGAUUAUACGAUUCCAGGUGAUUGUGGUCCGCCACUCUCUGACCUGCUGAAAGGCAUGCUUGAAUAUGAACCAUCCAAGAGAUUUUCAAUACAGCAGAUACGGCAGCACAACUGGUUUCGUAAGAAACACCCCCAGGCAGAGGCCCUGGUCCCCAUUCCUCCCAGCCCGGAAACCAAGGACAGGUGGCGAAGUAUGACUGUGGUGCCUUAUCUGGAGGAUCUGCAUGGCUACAAUGAGGAAGAGGACGAUGACCUCUUCGACAUUGAGGAUGACAUCAUCUAUACUCAGGAUUUUACUGUACCAGGUGACGAGGAGACCUCUGAGACAGGGCUUAGAGAGGCGAGAACAGAACAGAAGAGUGAACAAUCAGAAUUUUCUCGAGAGGAAGCUCAGCCACCAGACGACAGUCUAAUGAGAGAGGAGGCAAAGGCUUAG